Eutrema salsugineum is the source of this 1765-nucleotide messenger RNA. RefSeq names its product serine/threonine-protein kinase PCRK2. The transcript has 5 exons. NCBI's taxonomy places the organism in Eukaryota, Viridiplantae, Streptophyta, Magnoliopsida, Brassicales, Brassicaceae. Gene Ontology annotation, biological process: protein phosphorylation. Gene Ontology annotation, molecular function: protein kinase activity; ATP binding. The record is from RefSeq and is a predicted model, not a curated record. The coding region runs from base 293 to 1549 and encodes 418 amino acids.
CUUUGACUUUCUUUCCUCUUCGGUUCCUUCCUCUUAGUCGUCGUCGUCGUCUUCUCCUUCUUCUUUCUUUCAACUUUUUAGUUCUGAAUUCGUAUCAUAGCACCCAAUAACUCCUACAUGUAUAUUCUUUUUCCUUUCAAGUCCAUAAUUACUAGAUUUCUUUCGUUUGGCGACUAAAUUUGUUCAGUUUCUGAAAAAGAAAGUUUUGAUUUUUCUCUACACAAAGAUCUCAAAGGUGAGUUGCAAUUUUCUCCGAGUGGAGAAGCCUAGGUGUUUUCCUCUGUUUGUGAAAAUGAAGUGUUUCUUAUUCCCUCAUGGGGACAAGAAAGACGAACAGAGGAGUCCUAAACCGGUUUCACCGACUUCUAUCUUCUCUGACCGUGGAGGAAACAAAAGCGGGUCGGAUAUCUCUGGAACGAGUACGGUAUCAUCCACUGGAAGGAACUCGAACACGAGCAUGUCCGCUAGAGAGAACAAUCUCAGAGAGUUCACCAUUUCUGAUCUCAAAUCCGCUACAAGGAGCUUCAGCCGCUCUGUUAUGAUCGGGGAAGGCGGUUUCGGCUGUGUCUACUGGGGAACAAUCAAGAGCUUAGAAGACCCUUCAAAGAAAAUCGAAGUCGCUGUUAAACAGCUCGGCAAGAGAGGGUUACAGGGUCAUAAAGAAUGGGUGACGGAAGUAAACUUUCUCGGGGUAGUGGAGCAUCCAAACUUGGUGAAACUGUUGGGUCAUUGUGCUGAAGACGAUGAACGUGGGAUCCAGAGGCUUUUGGUUUAUGAAUAUAUGCCAAACCAAAGCGUCGAGUUCCAUUUAUCCCCUCGCUCACCUACAGUACUUACUUGGGAUCUCAGAUUGAGAAUAGCACAAGACGCAGCUCGUGGUUUAACAUACCUCCACGAAGAAAUGGACUUCCAAAUCAUAUUCCGAGAUUUCAAGUCCUCAAACAUUCUCUUAGACGAGGAUUGGAAGGCAAAGCUUUCGGAUUUCGGUUUAGCUCGCUUAGGUCCUUCACCAGGAUCAACCCAUGUUUCUACUGGUGUAGUAGGAACAAUGGGAUACGCAGCUCCAGAAUAUAUCCAGACGGGUCGUCUCACAUCAAAAAGCGACGUGUGGGGCUAUGGAGUUUUCAUCUAUGAGCUCAUCACAGGAAGGAGGCCGCUAGACCGGAACAGGCCUAAAGGAGAGCAGAAGCUUCUAGAAUGGGUGAGACCUUACUUAACCGACUCUAAGAGGUUCCGGCUCAUAGUAGACCCGAGGCUCGAAGGGAAAUAUUUGAUCAAACCGGUCCAGAGAUUAGCGGUUGUAGCCAAUCUUUGCCUUGCUAGGAACCCAAAGACGCGUCCAAAGAUGAGUGAGGUGUUAGACAUGGUGACGAAGAUUGUGGAAUCUUCUUCUCCUGGGAAUGGUAGCAAGAAGCAGCAGCUGAUUCCGCUGAAGAGCCUAGAAGCUGCUUCUAGAGACGUGGAAGGGAAGAACAAGAAGGUUCUUGAUGGUGAUGAUGGAGGUUGGUUAGAGAAAUUAUGGAACCCAAAGAAUGUGAGAGCUUGUUGAUUCGGGUAAAGUCGGAAACAACAACUUUAGUACAUUACAUACAGCCUCUGCUUAUUUUCUGUAAUUCAAGAAAUUCAAUUUUUUUUUUUUUUUUUGCUUACUAUUUUGGUUAAUUUUGAAUCGGUGACUUAAAAUGUUGGUGUGAACGACGACAGAUAUAAAUAUAUAAUUGAGCUGUAUGUUUGUCUGACUUCUAAAUAAAUGAUUAUGUCUUUU